UUUCUGAAAUCAGAACUUUUGGUUAUAAAAAGCAGACCGUGAAUUCGAGGGUGAAGGUUAGAAUAAUUCGUAAGAGGCAAGGAAGAACACACAGGACCAAUUAAAAACAAAUCCUCAUCCGAUCGACACGUGUCAUCGAAGCGUUCUAGAUUUAAUUGAGCUUGAGCGAUAGUGAAGAGUUUUAGUUCCAAACUAGUUAAGCAAAAAUGGAACUGGAACAAAUGGAAGUGAUCGCAGAUACGACUAGAAAUUUGAAAGCCGGAAUCAUCGACUUUACGGCUGGUUCCCUUGGUGGGGUGGCUUUGGUCUAUGUCGGUCAACCACUGGAUACAGUAAAAGUCAAAAUGCAAACAUUUCCCCAACUUUAUAAAGGGAUGGUAGACUGCUUUAUGACAACAUUAAGACAAGAUGGUAUAAUCAGGGGCCUGUAUGCUGGAACCCUUCCUGCAGUUGCAGCUAAUGUAGCUGAAAAUUCUGUAUUAUUUGCUGCUUACGGACUAUGUCAAAAAACAAUAGCUAAACUGUCAGGUGUUCAAAAGGUGGAAGAUUUGAGUUCACUGGGAAAUGCAGGGGCUGGUUUUUUUGCAGCUUUUUUCUCAUCCCUAUCUCUGUGUCCCACAGAAUUAAUUAAGUGUCAAUUACAAGCCAUGAGAGAAGUCAGCACACAAAAGGCAGCUCCAGGUGAACGUGUUAAUUUUAUUGGACCUUGGCAACUAACGAAACGAAUUAUCCGUGCGGAAGGGCCAGCUGGUUUAUUCAGGGGUCUUUUAUCAACCAUAGCUAGAGAGAUGCCAGGGUACUUUUUCUUUUUUGGUGGUUACGAAGCAACCCGCGAAUUGUUGGCAAAACCAGGUCAAAAUAAGGAAGAUAUCGGCUGGCUAAAUACAAUGAUAGCAGGAGCUGCUGGAGGUGCACUUUUCUGGCUCGUUAUAUUCCCAGCUGAUGUAAUCAAGAGUAGAAUACAGGUUCAAGAUCUGAGACAGCCAGCCUACAUUAUUCUCAGAGAUGUUGCACGAAAUGAAGGCAUUGGUGCAUUAUAUAAUGGUUUGAAGCCAACACUGAUCAGAACGGUUCCUGCCACAUCAACACUAUUUUUGACUUACGAAUAUUCCAAAAAGUUGAUGCAAAGCUACUUUGAUGAUUGAAGGUAAUUAUUAGAAAUUGAAUCUACUAGCACCACUUUUACCUUGUUGCUGCUCAAAAACCUAUGUGAGUAAAAAAAUAUCCAAGUUUGCAAAAAGAAUCGCAUUUUCUAUCAGAGGCCGAGCAUUGCGUUACUUACGCGUGUUUUGUCGAUAUUUGUUGUUUAUCUGUACGGUUAGAUUCGAAAUAAAAUAACUCGUUUAUAAUUUGAAA
Athalia rosae (coleseed sawfly) is the source of this 1356-nucleotide messenger RNA. RefSeq names its product mitochondrial ornithine transporter 1. The record is from RefSeq and is a predicted model, not a curated record. Gene Ontology annotation, biological process: mitochondrial L-ornithine transmembrane transport. NCBI's taxonomy places the organism in Eukaryota, Metazoa, Arthropoda, Insecta, Hymenoptera, Athaliidae. Gene Ontology annotation, molecular function: L-ornithine transmembrane transporter activity. The coding region runs from base 207 to 1145 and encodes 312 amino acids. The transcript has 5 exons.